Molecule: messenger RNA, 7809 nt
Organism: Acipenser ruthenus (sterlet)
Lineage: Eukaryota; Metazoa; Chordata; Actinopteri; Acipenseriformes; Acipenseridae
Product: TBC1 domain family member 9B-like
Exons: 22
Coding region: 277-3957 (1226 amino acids)
Molecular function (GO): calcium ion binding
Source: RefSeq, a predicted model, not a curated record
AAAUUGCACCCUUUAGCCUUUCUUGUCUACAGGUUCGCUUGCUGCAAAUUGCAGUGUCACGUGAGAAAUGUUGAGCUGUGUUUUCGUCAGCGGCCGAAAAGGGGACGGCUAUAUUCUGCACCGACAACAAACACGAAUACACCGACGGCCCACGGAGUAGAGCCGAAAGUCUAGCACCAAAACGACUGCAAACGGCAAUCGAUACAUGUUACCAGUGCACAAGCACAAGAAGAAGGCCCCUUUUAAUUUGUAACAAGAAGGUUUUUAAACGGGCAAAUGUGGAUCAUUCCAGAGGAGGUUUUACUGGCUAACGCGCUCUGGGUUAGCGAGAGGGCGAACCCCUUCUUUAUUCUCCAGCGAAGAAAAGGACACGGAAAAGGAGGGGGUAUCGCCGGUCUGCUGGUGGGCACCCUGGAUGUGGUGCUUGACUCCAGUGCGAGAGUCGCCCCCUACAGGAUUCUUCAUCAAACGCAGGAUUCACAGAUCUACUGGAGCAUUGCCUGUGGCUCCUCUCGAAAAGAGAUCACAGAGCACUGGGAUUGGCUGGAAGCGAACCUGCUGCAGACUCUGUCCAUAUUCGACAAUGAGGAGGACAUCACUACCUUCGUCAAGGGCAAGAUCCAGGGCAUCAUUGCCGAGGAGAACAAGAAUAAGGAGGUUCCUGAGGACGAGGAUUCUGGGAAGUUCCGUGAGGCGGAGCUGAAGAUGCGGAAGCUGUUUGGAAUGCCGGACGAGGAGAAGCUGGUGAAUUACUACUCCUGCAGCUACUGGAAGGGGCGGGUCCCUCGCCAGGGCUGGGUCUACCUGAGUGUUAAUCACCUCUGCUUCUACUCCUUCCUGUUGGGCAAGGAAGUGACGCUGGUCAUCCAGUGGACAGACGUGACUCAGCUUGAGAAGAACGCCACGCUGCUGUUCCCGGAGAGCAUCCGAGUGAGCACGCGGGACACCGAGGACUUCUUCUCCAUGUUCCUCAACAUCAACGAGACCUUCAAGCUGAUGGAGCAGCUCGCCAACAUCGCCAUGCGGCAGCUACUUGACAACGAGGCCUUCUCCGCUGACCGCUCUCUGCCCAAGCCGCGCAAGGCCCACAAGAACAUCUCCACACUGAAGAGGGACCUGGAUGCCAGAGCGAAGAACGAGAGGUACCGGGCCACAUUCAGGCUGCCCCAGAGCGAGAAGCUGGACGGACACACGGACUGCACCCUUUGGACUCCCUUCAACAAGAGGCACAUCGUGGGACAGAUGUUCGUCUCCAACAACUACAUCUGUUUCUCUAGCAAGGGGGAAGACCUGUGUCACCUUAUCAUCCCACUCCGAGAGGUGUCAGUAGUGGAGAAGGCAGACAGCUCUAGUGUCCUGCCCAGCCCACUGUCCAUCAGCACCAAGAACAAGAUGACCUUCCUGUUUGCCAACCUGAAGGACCGGGACUUCCUGGUCCAGAGAAUCUCUGACUUCCUGCAGCGCACCCCAGACAAGCAACAGCAUAAUAGCAAAGAACAGCAUGACCCCUCCAGCCCUGUAUUCCCAGCCUCCAGCAGCCCCUCCUCUUCCCUGGAGAGCCGGCCUGCCCAGUACUACAGCCCUGACCUGGCCACCGCUACCCGGGGCCUGCUGAGCAUCUUCAAGAGGGAUGCCCCCGAGGAGCUGGGGCCCAAGGCGGCAAAGGAGAAGAUGAAGGAGGAGUCGUGGAACAUUCACUUCUUUGAGUUUGGCCGGGGGGUGUGCAUGUAUCGCACAUCCAGGACCCGAGAUCUAGUGCUAAAUGGCAUUCCAGAGGGCUUGCGUGGGGAGCUGUGGCUGCUCUUCUCAGGUGGCCUGAACGACAUGGCGAUGCACCCUGGGUACUACGCCGAUCUGGUGGAGCAGUCUAUGGGCCGGUGCACUCUGGCCACGGAGGAGAUUGAAAGGGACCUGCACCGCUCCAUGCCUGAGCACCGCGCCUUCCAGAACGAGAUGGGCAUCGCUGCUCUGCGCCGUGUCCUCACUGCCUACGCCUACCGCAACCCAGGCAUCGGCUACUGCCAGGCUAUGAACAUUGUCACUUCGGUUCUGCUGCUGUACUGCACUGAGGAGGAGGCCUUCUGGCUGCUGGUGGCUCUGUGUGAGAGGAUGCUGCCGGAUUACUACAACACCCGGGUGGUGGGUGCCCUGGUGGAUCAGGGGGUGUUCGAGGAGCUGACGCGGGAGUGCCUGCCCCUGCUGUACGAGCGCAUGCAGGAUCUGGGGGUCAUCUCCACCAUCUCGCUGUCCUGGUUCCUCACCCUCUUCCUCAGCGUCAUGCCCUUCGAGAGUGCAGUGCUGGUGGUCGACUGCUUCUUCUACGAGGGCAUCAAGCUCAUCUUCCAGGUGUCCCUGGCCGUGCUGCACGCCAACAUGGAUCAGCUGCUGGGCUGCAGCGAUGAGGGAGAGGCCAUGACCAUCCUGGGCAGGUACCUGGACAAUGUUGUUAACAAGCAGACCGUGUCGCCACCCAUCCCUCACCUCCAUGCAUUACUGACCAGUGGAGAUGAACCCCCUCCUGAAAUAGAUGUCUUCGAACUCAUAAAGGCAUCUUACGAGAAGUUUGGCAGCCUGCGUGCAGACGUGAUUGAGCAGAUGAGGUUUAAACAGAGACUGAAAGUGAUCCAGUCAUUGGAGGACACAGCCAAGAGGAGUGUGGUGCGCUCCAUCAUGACUGACUCUGCCUUCACCAUUGAGGAGCUAGAGGAGCUCUAUGUGCUUUUCAAGGCGAAGCACAUCAUGACUUGCUACUGGGGAGCGAGCUCGAGUGCGGCGGAGCACCAUGACCCCAGCCUGCCCUACCUGGAGCAGUAUCGCAUUGACCUGGGUCAGUUCAGCCAGCUGUUCGGAGCACUGACCCCCUGGGGCUGCGGGACGCACACCCCCGUCCUCGCUGCCCGCCUCUUCCGCCUGCUCGACCACAACAAGGACAGCCUCAUCAACUUCAAGGAAUUCGUCACUGGCCUCAGUGGGAUGUACCAUGGAGAUCUGACUGAGAAAUUAAAGAUGCUUUACAAACUCCACCUGCCUCCAGCUCUGUGUCCAGAGGAAGCGGAGUCAGCACUGGAAGCCACUCAAUACUUCACGGAUGACCCCAGUCCACAAGAGACUCCUUUCAUCUCCGACCUGGACUUCCUGCUUCAGGAAGGGGGCUCAGCAACGAAUCUGCAGGCUGCAGAAGCCAGAGACGAGACAAGGAAUGACAACUCCAAACAGAAAAAAGAGGAGAAGAUCCAGGAUUACCGGUAUUACCUUCGCAUGUGGGCCAAAGAGAAGGAGCAAAAAAAAGAGACCAUCAAAGACCUGCCCAAAAUGAACCAGGAGCAGUUCAUCGAGCUCUGUAAAACCCUGUACAACAUGUUCAGCCAAGACCCUUCUGAGCAGGAGCUGUAUCACUCCAUCGCAACAGUGGCAAGCCUUCUUCUGAGAAUCGGAGAAGUUGGCAAGAAGUUCACAAACCACACCCCAAAGAAGCCAGAGAACCACCACAGAACACGCCCUGCUUCUCUUAAACUGCCUGCUCUAGAGAAGGAGCCCUCUACCAGUAUGCAAGAGGAAAGCAAGGGAGGGAAUCCAGGCGAGGUCCAGUCUCCAGAGGCCCCAGUAGAGCAGGCAGAGAGCCCUCAGCCGCCCACAUCGGAUGAGGAAGCCAAAGACGACACUUCAAUUUCUUCUUUCUCGAUCGUGAGCGCUAGCUCCCUGCAGUGUGAGGACAUUGCUGAGGACACGGUCCUGAUUGGCUGCGGAGAGCAGCGAACGUGCAGCACCCUGGAUGCUGAUUGGUCCAUCUCCUUUGAGCAGAUCCUGGCCUCCAUCCUGACUGAGGCACCCCUGGUCGACUUCUUUGAGAAACGGAAAGACAUCCGCAUCAAAAUAGCCGACUGCAAGGGCCAAAGGACCAUUGAGAGGCAGGUCAGCUCCUCCAGCGACUGUGAGCUCUCGCUGCUUUCGGGCUGAAUGCCCCACCUGAGGUGGAAUGACAGGAAAUCCCAGAGGUGAUCUUUGACACGACCCCAGGCUCCAAAGCACCCUCGCUUGCCCUUAAAAAAAACUCCUCCAGACUCUCAUCCGGGGCUGGGUUUAUGAUUGGUUAAUGCUCGCCUUGCUGCAGGCAUCAGCUUUCAGCCACACAUGCUGGCUUCAGGCACACUUCAUUUUUAAUUUUAAAGUAUCUAUAUAAAUACCUAUCUUUUGCAAUGUUAGUUUGUAUGAAGUAUACGGUACGUAAGUGUGUAUGUAUGUAUCUAAACAUGUGUCUGUAUACACAUGCUCAUUAAUUCUGUCCAUAUCUGUCAUAAAGCAUUAAGAAUGUGUGUGCUCGAAUGGAUAGUCAUAUAUAUUCCAGCACUUUUACAGCCUGUGAGAAGGAAAAAUCAUUUGCUGCCUGAUAAGGUGAGGAAUAUGUGAGUCUGUGCAUGUGGUAUUUGAAUGCAUUGAUAAUAGUGUGUCUAAAGUACACACAUAAAGUAUAAACAGUAUAGAAGAGAGAACAGAACUCCAUAGGUGUCAACAUUACCGAUUUUAUAAUUUUGGGUUUGCACAGCGGCAUCAAGGUGUUUUUUCUGUGUUCUGCUCAGAACAGCGUCCUUAAUGCAGCAGGUAAAUAAUGCAGUGUUUUAUAGCGGUUCAUUUCAAUUGAAUAAGUUACAAAAGCUUUAAAUUUUGUACGCCUUUUCCCUUUCAUUUUCUUUUUCACUCAUUUGGGUGUACAGCGUUUGCAUUCAAUCCCACCUCUUAAUUUCACUUCGGCCGUUUAUUCUAUUCAUGCCAUUGUGAGCGGUUAUGGCGUUUGCCAGUUCAAUUGCAUGUUUCUGGCCAUUCAGCACUGUUGGUGCCGCCUGCUGUAUUGUAGAUAAUAAUUCAUGGAACAAGAUUCAGCCAUUCUAAGUUCCUAUGAUUUUGACAGUACUGUUCUCGCACACAUCCAGUUCUGUCAUAAUUGAUAAGCUUGACACAGUCUCGUUGACAGACUGAAGGCAUUAUGACUUAUCCUGGCAAAUCAACCCCUUAGCCUGGUGGAAUCCUGAUGAUUGAUUACAGUAUAGCAGUGUCUGUAACAGUGUGGCUGUGUCAUGUUAUACUGGUGAGCUUUUGCUCGUCAGUAAUAGACAGAAAAUGUAAAAUUGUAUUUGAAGCUAUUUAUUCUUUAAUGUUCUAAUUGUUUUCAGUGUAAUUUACACAUUCUGCUGCGUUGUUGUUGUUUUUUUACUUCAUGAUCAAAGUCCAGUUUUGUACUAUUUGUACCUCGAAAUGACCCCAUAGUUGAAUCUAAGAUAUGACACUAAUUAAUUAAAGUCCAAUGCAAGCCACUGGUAAGUAGUACAUGGAACACGGGUCUGGUCAAAACUUGGCAUUAUAUGAUCACAGCAGUUUAAGAAAUCCUUUUUUUAAUAUAUAGUUGUACAGUAACACAUAGUAUGAUCAUAAGAAAUCAAUUCUAUUGUGCAUUGUUUGUGUUUUGAAGCAUGGUUUGUUUUCUAAUAUUAGACACGCUGGAGCACAGUGGUAUACAUGUUCUUAUAAUACAGCUUACAGUAACUUGUCUGCCAGUGCAACAUGCUGUCCUUUUUAAAUGAGAAAGCACUAUUCAGCUUUAGAACUAAAAAAAAAAGGAUAAGGAAGUGCAUGUGCUCUUGGCUUCUCAGAUCACUUCUACUUAUCAGGGCACGCGCUUGCUGCUCGCAUCUCAAAGACAAUUUGGUCAGCUUACAAACCAGCCUGGUAAUGGCUUCUGACGGCUCCACAAUGCAGUUUGCAAAGAUAACUUCUGACAGAUGCCGCCUUCUCUUGUGAAUGCAGGCCUCCUAUCUCGUGUCUUUGUAGUUAAAGCGCUUUGCUGGGGGCUUGCUCGCUACACGCGUGUACCAGUGCUGUGUGUAACACUAGUUUAAGAAGUGUGCUGUGACUAAGUGCUUGUGUUUUAGAUGAAGAAGAUAUUGUUUUAGCUCCACCGAAUACUAAUAAUUCUGCACAGGUUGUUUGGCAAAGUAUUGAAAGGUAACCUACACCACUCUACUCCUGAAUUUGUAUCAGCUGCUUUGUCAGUUUAAACAUCUGUACAGUACAUGUGUUAAGCAACCAGUUCUCAUGUUUUAAGGUGGGCAGAGCUAUUUCAGUAUGUUUAAACUCUGCAGUGCAUUUCCAAUGCUGUUGCUUUUCAAAGAGACAUAAGUAUUUUAAAAGCAGGAGAUCUGAGAUCUUUGCAUUGGUGUUGUGAAAUGUUUCUUCGUUGUAGUUUUUGUUUGUUUUUUCUAUUAUUAUUAACUUGUUUUGCUCGGUAUCCUGAACACGUCGUACCCAUUGACCAAUUUGCAGUCUUUUCUUGUUGUUCCACAAAUGGUGAAAAAUGUUGCCAGAAGUGGGAGAGCUUUAUCAUCGUGUCAUAAUGAAUUUAUUUUUUGUAACCUAAAAUAUUGUUAACUGUAGUCAUGCCAAUAAGCUGUGCAUUGUGGCUAGAUUUUUAAUAAUGCAUCUCUACCUGAAUGGGUUUUCAAUAGUUUGAUUGGUUUUAUCCCACAGAUAAACCAAAUCUAUUUAUUUGUUUUAAGAAAAUGUCACAGAUCUGUUGCAGGUCCAUUUUAAUUAAUUUUAAACAAGCAGCCUAGAAAAUGUAAGGAUGAUCUGGUCCCCUAAUGAGUCUGCAGCUUUGGAUUAAUACUGCUGUAAGACACACACACACAUGCAGGAUCGUUUAAUAUUCAUGACCAUUUAGCCUCCAUGUGGGAGGUUUGAAAGCGCAGUGCCUCACUUGUCUGAACCAGUAGAGUUUACAUAUUUAAAGAAGAUUCUCUUAGACCAUGUUGAAAAUCCCAACUUCUGUUAAAUGUUCAGCAAACAGAAGUCUGUAUUUUCUUCUCUGUUUACAGCUUUGUUUACCCAGCACAGCUGCUGCUGACCUUUAUCAUGUGACUGUUUGUUUAGGUUACAGUGACAGAAUGUCAAAAAGGCUUUUAUUUUUACCACUGGAAGCAGCUUUAAAGAGUGUAAACAAACCGGAAAGCCAGCAGUAUCGUGUUACAGUGCACAGAAGGGCAAGUUAUGGAAGAAUGCAGUUAAUGAUCAAACAUGUGUCGUAUUUAACUGUAAAAACUGAUUGUGGGAUAUUGCAGCUUUAACGCAGUUCAAAGUUACUUUGAAGAAAUUGAUGUUCUGUCAAUUUAUUACUUUAAUUAUAUCUAUAUUUAGCACUAUUGCGUUCUUAACAGUUAUGGAUGCCAUUAGAAUCCAAAAUGAAAACGACCAUUCCAUGUUACUAAUGUAUGACAGUUCUGCAUAAAUAUUCCCUCAGACACAAGAGUUGGUUCAGAACCGUAUGUAACCAGGGAAUAUGAGACGACUAAGACAAACUGCAGUACUUUUGUUCUUUUAUUAACCGGGUUUGCAAGCUUUAUGAUGGGCAGAAAGCAACAUACUGUAGCAUGGUGUACAUGGGUUUGUUCCUGCACUUAAAUAAAAAUGCUGCUCAAAAAUGAGUGAUGAAAGGCAAAAUAUGGAUUAUAAAAUAACAUUUCUGUUUUAGGGUAGUGGUGGUGAUGACUCGUGUAUUGUAUUGUAUUGUUUCUUUAUUAAGCUUCACUAGAACCAUCCAAGUAUUUAAGGCAUUCCGUUUAUGAAUACCAGUCACAGUUUAUGUAACCUGUCACUUUGCUGAACCUUCUCUUUAUUAUUAAAACAACCAAUUUAUUAUUUAUUUACAAACUGUUGUUCAGUGCUUAACUGAGGUUUUUAAUUAUCUGUAUGUACUGUAUGGCAAUGAUAUCUAUGAUCCCUAAUAAAACAAAAUAAAAUAAAAAUACUGAUUUAAAAAUG